This is a messenger RNA of Rhagoletis pomonella (apple maggot), 1208 nucleotides long. RefSeq lists its product as uncharacterized. The record is from RefSeq and is a predicted model, not a curated record. The transcript has 3 exons. Bases 569 to 1090 code for a protein of 173 amino acids. NCBI's taxonomy places the organism in Eukaryota, Metazoa, Arthropoda, Insecta, Diptera, Tephritidae.
UCUGAAGAAAAAUUUUAUCCAAUUGAAGUUUUAGGCGAUUUGCAGGAACAUUUUAAAAAUGUUAAAUCUAAUUUAAGUCAUAAUCAAAAUUCUGAUACUACUGGGCAUGCAUCACGUAACUUUGAAACGAUAGUCGUGCAAACGAUACUACAAAAACGAUGUCGUCAAAACACUGAUUCAUGUAUGUUCUAACUAUCGCAUCGUCUUUCUUGUCGGCUAUCGUUUUUCAUCAACAGUUUGAAAAGCUGUCCAUGUGUCACACAAAUUCUAUUAUUUGAAUAUUAAAACGCCAAAGAAUUUAAAUUUUUUAAGAAUAAAUACAAAAAACAUGUAAGCAUUAAUUUAAAUAUACAUUUAUACUAUUUGAGGAAAUUGUAAAUUUUACAUAAUUUAGGUCGGUUACACCAGCGCAAGUUGAUUUGAUGACGAGUUUCAUGAACGAGCAUCCAGAACUAGCAAAAGGUUAUGUCCCAAGGAGUGCUCAAGGGAAAGCCGAGCUCAAUAGAUUAUGGACCGAAUUAACUGAAAAUUUAAACGCUUCUGGACUUCCCAAUAAACCCAUAAACUCAUGGCGGAAGGUAUGGACAGAUUUAAAAUAUCGGGCGAAAAAAAGUGCAGCCACAAUAUUGCAUCACUGAAAAAAACUGGUGGGGGGCCAUCCGAAGAAAUUCCUUUGACGACAGCAGAAGAAAAGAUUAUAAGCUUGACCUCGAUCAAAGAAGCUGUGAGUGGUAGCAGUUCGAACUGUUUUGGUGCACCACAACAGUUGGAGAAGGAUGAUGAUUACGUGGCUUUCAUUGAGAUCGACGCCAACGAAGAAGUGGAAGAAGUGGAGUUUUUGAAUUUAAAUACGAGCUCGACAAAGCUUGUCGACAGAACGACAAAGCGCCCAAAAAGAAAUGAAACCGCUGCUGAGAUUUUGAAAAACCAAAUGUUAUCAGACCAAGAUUUUCAGACAGAAUUUUUAAAUAUUAUGCGAGAUAGGAACGAGGAUCAAAUACGGUUUCACAAUCGCGUUAUUGAUCUCCUUCAAGAGAAGAACAACAUAGCAAAGGAGCACCUAGAAUUGAAUAAAAAUAUGUGUGGUUAGAGUGUAGCUCGUUAAUAUGGAUUUGUAGUAUACACGUAUGUGCAUUGGGGUGGUCCAAAAAUGCAUACGAAAAAAUUAAAUUCGGAAUUUAAUGCUCUCACCCCUAUCAUUGUUCUAU